UCUCACACACUCUCUCUCUCUCAAUUCAUUAGUACUCCUUAACGACCAUCUCUCUCUCACACACUCUUUCUCUCAAUUCAUUAGUACUCCUUAAUGACCAUCUCUCUCUCUCUCUCAAUUAGUCGUCCUUAUCGACCAUCUCUCUCUCUCACACACAUAUAAACAACCUUUCUCUCUCUUUUUCUCUUUCUAACACAUAUACCAAUAGUUUCCCUCGUUCACUACCAAAACUCUUUCAGAAUCCCUCUCUCUCUUUCUCUCAAGUACAAAACAUUGAUCCAUUAUUCAAUGGCUGAUAUUGCCAAGCCUUGGCCAUUGAAAUUUGAGUUGGAAAGUGACUACAGCAACUUCAAGUAUUGGAAGUCUUGUGUGGAGUCUUACUUAGAAGGAGAAGGUUUGGUUGAGAUCACUUGUGGGUCAGGGAGUGAAGUUGAUGAUGACACAGUAAGAGAGGAUAAAGCUAAGAAGUGGAGGGCCAAGAGGGGGAAGGCCCUUUACAUUCUAAAGACCACCAUAAACAAAGAUCUUCAUCGAUAUAUAGAACAUGCUAAAACCCCAAGGGAUGCAUGGUGCAUUCUCAAUUCUCUCAAACUCUACAAGUUUCAACUCCACAAGUUUCCAAUUGGGGGAGAUCGUAAAUACCGUGAGCAUGGUCUCAUUGCGGAGAGAGCUAAGGAGGUGUAUGAAGCUGCAGAGCAAGGGAAGUUUGAGACCUUAGAAGACAUUGUCAUGGAUUAUCCAAUUACUGCCUCAGGAAAAAAUGGUCUGCACGUAGUUGCAGAAUUUGGCCACAUAGACGCCAUGCACAAGCUCUUGGAUAGGGCAUCUGCAGAAUCCUUGAGCUCCAUCGAUAACCAAGGUAACACCAUUCUGCAUAAAGCGGCAAUAGCCGGUAAACGAGCCAUGGUUCAUGCCAUUUUAAGUAAGAAUUCGAGCCUGGUUACGGCUCGAAACCAUAUGGGUGAGACUCCUCUCUUUCUAGCUGCUCUCCAUGGUCAUGAGGAUGUGUUUGCAUGUUUAGCAACACAAGUAGAUCAACAGAGUGAGAGAGGCGAAUGUUGCUUGAGAAGGAAUGAUGGUGCCACAAUUCUCCAUGUUGCAGUGAAUGGAGAAUUCUAUGGUCUAGCACUAAAAAUCCAUGAAAGAUACAAGAAACUGGCGUUCGCACGUGACGAGGUAGGGUUCACACCAGUGCACAUCAUAGCGAACUCUCCAAACUCAUUCCAAAGUGGAACCACAUAUUCUUCAUCAAACAUUGGAAUGUCCCCUUCAUCUCUCAUGGACAUCAUUGCAGUUACCAUCUAUUCAUGUAUGCCCUUAUUGGACUUAUUAUUGCAAGGCAAGGAAAAGCGAAAAGAAGAUUCAAGUGGUGAUGUGGAGGCUUUAUGUGGUGGAGAUGAUCAACUCACUUCUUCUCGCUCUGUUCAAAGUAGUUCUUCCACCUCUGUUCGCAUAAUAUUUGGCUUCUGUGGUAUCAAACACAUCUAUCAAACAUGGUUGAAGCACAAGUUGGUGAAUCAAUUGGUCAAGAACAUGUUGAUAACUGAGUCGAAAUAUGGUUAUCAAGAUGAUGGUCAAACUCCCCAAAUGAGAAAUAAUUCACUUAUUCCUCAUGACAUAGACGAAAUGCAGACGUAUGGUACACCGACUUAUCUGAUCAUGGCUGUUAGGAAAGAUAUAGUGGAGCUAGUUCAAGAAAUCCUUAAUGUUUAUCCUGAGGACAUAGAUUUCCUCGAUGAAGAUGGGAAGAACAUAAUGCACUUGGCUAUUGAAAAUAGAGGAGAAAAAGUCUUUAAAUUUCUGAGAGAAAAGCAGAAAGAGAAGUGUAAGUCUGAGCUGUCUUUCUGUAUCGACAAGCACGGAAACAGUCUUCUGCAUAUUGCUGCGAAGCUUCAGAACUGCAGUAGUGAUGGGAAAUGUGCGGCGCGAAAGAUUCGGUAUAGUGUGCAGCUUAUGCAGUGGGAGUUGCUCUGGUUCAAGCGUGUGAAGCAUCUGUGCCCCCCUCACAUAGUGGCAUACAAGGAUGCAAAUGGGGCAACGGCUGGAGAAAUAUUCGCCGUCACACACAGGCCACUAAUCUCCGAAGCCGAGGACUGGCUGAAGAAAACUGCAAAAUCAUGCAUGGUGGUGGCCACACUCUUCGCUACAGGCUUGUUCGGAGCCCUCUUGACCGUGCCGGGGGGAUACAUACAGAAAGGGGUUAGUGAUAAUGGCACAGAUGCCCUCUCGCUUGCGCCAGAUGUGAGACACAGAGAUUUCACCUUGGCAUUGAACACGAGCAACCUCACGAUUCCGACUGCGGGCACACCCGUCCUCUUGCAUGUGUACCCAUUUAAAAUUUUCCUUUUCUUCUUAGCCUUGGCUCUUGUCUGUACUUGCCUAGCUUUAGGGUUUUUCACCUCAAUCCUAAUCUCACGUUACGAGGUAGAAGACUUCUAUUGGAUGCUGCCUAUGAAAUUUUAUGCUGCCAUUACAGCUCUCUAUCUUACAGCAAUAUGCAGCAUCACCAGCUUCACUCUAGCCUACUCUAUCGUUUGUGUUGACAUUUUCCCGCACUAUUUCAGCACUUGGAUUACAAUAAGCUACGUGGUUGCAGUGGUUGCAACCAUUGAGGUGUUCAUUGAUUUAAUAAUCGCCACCGGGAGGUACCUUGUGACUAUGCUCCUUGAAGAAUGGUACAAGCUUUGGACUGUGCACGGCGAAGAAGUCCCCAACAGAGAAAAAGUCGCCAUCUCCGGGGCAGGGGCCGGGGCCGGGGCCGGGGCCGGGGCCGGGGCCGGGGCCGGGGCCUGGGGCUGGGGCUGGGGCUGGGGCUGGGCACAGUGGAGAAGGCUCCAGCUCCGGGGCUGGGCACAGUGGAGAACCUGUACGAUGUGA
Molecule: messenger RNA, 2877 nt
Organism: Amborella trichopoda
Lineage: Eukaryota; Viridiplantae; Streptophyta; Magnoliopsida; Amborellales; Amborellaceae
Cellular component (GO): membrane
Molecular function (GO): protein binding
Source: RefSeq, a predicted model, not a curated record